ACUCUCUUUACAACCGACAGAACGCACCGUUUUACAUCAUCACUGAGCUUACAACAAAACGUUUUCUACUUCUCUCGGCUCAGCCAUUUUCUCGAACACCUUGACCGCGCUUAAAUUUGAUCUCCCUUAGAUACACCGUUACAAUGUUACGGAGGUCAAUUUUGGAAUUAUCGUCGCGUCGGAGGAUUCUGAGGACCCAGCGGGUUCCCUUGAUUAUUUCUUCAAGAAAUGAAUUUUCAACUGCACCCCAGCUUAAUUCAUCCAACAAACCUAGUCCCACAGGCAAGCGACCUGAAUCUAAGGGUAAUUUGUCAACUCUUGUUGUUGGAACUACUGUCAUUGCCGGUGCUGCCCUUUUAGCAUAUCAGAGUGGGUAUUUGGAUCAAUAUAUUGGUAAAGAGAAUGACAAACGCAAGUCUGUUGAUUUGCCUAAGUUUAAUGAUGGUAAGAACACUUUGAAGGAUGCUCAACAUGCGGUGGAGCCGAUAGUGUCUUCCCAUAGUGACGAAGGGCCUAAAACUGCUGUGGAGCAAGCUUUGCAGAAUGUUCAGAAUGACAAAGAUCUUCCUCAGCCUGGAACAUUGAAUGAAAUACCAGUUGAAAACCAGUCUCAUUUGCAAGAUAAAGCAGAUUUGGCACCUGAAGAUGGUACAAAACCAGUGGAGAAACACUUGGCAGAAAGUUUUAACAAAAGCAUAGAAUCUGAUAUUCAAAGUUCAAGCUCUCCAAUAUCAUCUGAAGAAAGUGUUCAGAGGGAAAGCCCAGAAUCAAAAACUAUCAAGGAACCCAAGGAAGUUCAAGCUACUUCAAUAUCUACCCAGGUGAGUGUAGUUCCUGAUAAAGAUGAGGAGACCAAAAAACACGAGCAGAAAACAAUGCCACAUCAGCAUAUUAUCACAGAAGACAAAUCCGAGGAUGCUUUAGGCAAAGGGGCAGAAGCACCAGCUUCUCUCCUUGAGGCGUAUCAUCUUAAAGAUGACACUGAUGAAGGUGCUACAACCAAAGCAACAGAGGAUUAUAUUAAUGCUAUUGAGGAGCUGAAUAAUGAUUAUCUAUCCAAGGAUGGGAAAUUGGUGUUUGAUUUUUUACAAGCAAUUCAUGCUGCUGAACAAAGGCAAGCUGAACUGGAUGCUCGUAUGUUUGCCGAGGAAAAGAGAGUACUGAAGGAGAAGUAUGAAAAAGAAUUGAGGGACUCAAGGGCUAGGGAACUGAUGAGUACAGAAGAGGCUGCAAUCCUAGAGAAGGAAUUGAAGAGAGAAAGAACAAAAGCGGCAGCUGCUAUCAAGUCACUUCAAGAGAGGAUGGAAGAGAAACUAAGGCUGGAACUUGAACAGAAGGAAAGUGAAGCAGAGUUGAAGUUGAAACAAGCACAAGAAUUAGGUAAAGCAGAACUAGCUGCAGCAAUAGCACGUGAGAAGGCAGCACAGAUUGAGAAAAUGGCAGAAGCAAAUCUUCAUAUAAAUGCACUGUGCAUGGCAUUUUAUGCACGAUCGGAAGAGGCUCGUAAGAGUUACUUUGCUCACAAGCUUGCUUUGGGUGCACUUGCUCUAGAAGAUGCACUUUCCAAAGGAUCACCAAUUCAGAAAGAAAUAGAUGCUUUGUACACCUAUCUUGAUGGCAUCGAAAAAGACUCUAUCUUGGAUUUGGUUUUAGCAUCCAUUCCAGAAGAAACAAGAUACCGUGGCACAGAAACACCAUUGCAAUUGAAUCAGAAGUUUGACACGUUGAAAGGGACACUACGACAUUUUAGCCUGAUCCCAUCAGGUGGUGGUGGUAUCUUAACACAUUCUUUAGCACAUGUUGCAUCCUGGUUAAAGGUAAAAGAAGCUGGCAACUCUGGAGACGGGAUUGAAUCUGUGAUUAGUAGAGUUGAGAGUUAUUUACGGGAUGGAAAACUUGCCGAAGCAGCAGAUGCUCUUGAACAAGGGGUUCGAGGUAGCCAAGCAGAGGAGAUAGUAGUUGAUUGGGUAAGGCGAGCGAGGAAUAGAGCAAUCACGGAACAAGGUCUAAUUUUCCUUAAAUCCUACGCUACUUGCCUUAGCCUUGCUUAAAGUUUUGAGAAAUUAAACUGGACACCUGCUUUUUGUUUGGAGUAUAGCUCAGUGUGAUACUAAAUUCAUUGAUUUUGUGGUUAAGCCUACAGAAAAUUUUUAUGGGUUUUCCAUAAUCACUUACGAGACAACAAAGAAUAACCAUAUCUUUCCGGAACUUAUUUCACGAGAGAUCUGUAAGAAUUUUCACUGCCCUUUUCCUGAAACUCUGUAGAAUAUCCAAUCAUCUGAAUAAAAAUUUUGUUUCUUUCAUCACUAA
Messenger RNA from Pistacia vera, 2310 nucleotides. Its product is annotated as MICOS complex subunit MIC60. The transcript is spliced from 12 exons. The record is from RefSeq and is a predicted model, not a curated record. The coding region runs from base 144 to 2051 and encodes 635 amino acids. Gene Ontology annotation, biological process: cristae formation. NCBI's taxonomy places the organism in Eukaryota, Viridiplantae, Streptophyta, Magnoliopsida, Sapindales, Anacardiaceae. Gene Ontology annotation, cellular component: MICOS complex.